UAAAAGGUCUAUCCUAUUUUUCUAUGAUUAAAAUAUUGUUUGUGUAUUUUUUUUAUAAAAUAGCUUUUGCACAAUUUCGCGAACUUCAGGACAGUCCUCGUGCUUACGAUAUAACACACUUUUUUAAGAUGCACGGACACUCCUGUGUUUUAAAAAUGAGCUUCUCUGACCACCAUCAGCUGGUUAUUUUUGCGUCAAAAGAUACCCAGAUUUCUUUCGCACCACAUGUGUUUACACAUAUGAAUAUUUACAUAACAGCAUAAUGUUAAUGCAACAAUAAAUCUGAGUAAACAAUAUGUAAAUACACAUAAAGCUUAAUAAUAAAUAACAGCACAACUAAUUUAUGUAUUUAAACAAUGUCUUGUCUAAUCUUGUUGAGAUAUUAAACAUACAUGAUGCUAUAAGCUUACAGUGCUAUUUAUAGCCCUGAUCGAUACCCGACGCUAUGGUAAACACUAAACAGAACGCGCAAUUCAUGUAAAAAAUCAAUUACAUAUUAUUGAAUAAAGUACUAAAUAACAAUAGCUGUAUAUUGAAAGAUAUACUUAACCGAUCAAUAAGCCGGUAUAACAAACAUUAGUUUAAAAGCAAGUUAAACUUUCAAGCAGAUUUAAUUUUAAACACUUUCGUGAAUAAAACAUGGCUUCAGGAAUUGGAAGUUUUGACGGUAACUUUUGUGAUUUAAAUAUGUUUUGUGAUAAGCAUUCAUCGAAGACUGUGGAUAUUUUAUGCCGUGACCAUGACCUUGUGAUUUGUUCAAUCUGCGCUUCUGAAAAGCACAUAACGUGUGUUCGGCUCGAACCUCUUACUAAGGAAUCGAUUAAUGGUAUGAAAAAGAAGGAUUUUAAACACUUUGGAAAGGAUGUAUCAGAAAUGAAACGGUUAUUGUCCAACUUGAAGAGUAAGAAACUUGAAGAUAAGAAAAAACUACAAGAGGAAACGGAAGUUGCUGUAAAGGAGGUCCAAGAGUUUCGGAAGUUGAUUGACUGGGUUCUAGAUAGAAUGGAACGGAAGGGCAAAGAGUAUAUUGAAAAAAGAUACAAGGAGCUAAACAAAGUAAUAACUGAAGAAAUAGCACAAUGCGAAGAGAUGUUGACAUUUUUGGAGAAAACAAAACGUCACUAUAAGUCUACCAAAGACCAUUCAACUGUUGAUCAGUUUGUAAAUAUGAAAAAGGGUAAACAAAUGAUGGAACAAGCACUGCAUCUUUCUGAUUCGAUGAAAAAUCACAAACACAGAGAAAUUGUAAAAUUUACCGUGGAUCCAAAGGUAGAGAAUUUUGCAAGGAACUUGUCAUGGUUUGGAAAAGACAGGACAUACCUCUCAUUUGAACAGCCUUUGUCUUUUCCACAUUUGUAUGAAAUUAAGCAACAUAAUCAGUUUGAUAUCCGGGUGAAAGGGGACAAGCAGGUUUGUUGUGUUGUUGACAUGUGUCAACUUAAAGACGGGACUAUUCUUGCAGUGGAUAAAUCUAACCGCCGAUUGAAGCAGCUAGAUGUUUUAUACCAGAUCGUAGACUCACGUGACCUACCUGAUGACCCGGAUACAGUCGCUUGUGUAAAUGAAAAUUUCGCUCUCGUAGCCUCUAAGUAUGGGGUUGACACGUUGAUUCAGUUCAUACAAAUAAAGGAAAGUCUUCCUCUUGGAGAUUCCUUUACUGUUUCAGGUCAUUGUCAAGGCCUGUCAUGCUCACAAGAUGCCGUGCAUGUGUCUACAGGUGACAAAAUUUCCAAAUUUACAUUAUCUGGCGAACUUUUACAAGAAUUUAUUGCAGGUGAUGUUGUUCAAAGCUUUUGUUUGACCCAUGAUUUCGAGAAAAUUGUUUUCACAUUUGGUCAAGACAAACUAGGCGUUUUGAACAAAAAUUACCAGCUGUGUGCAGAGGUUCAAAUUCAGGAUUUGGGUCAGAACAAAUCAUUAGCAGUGGAUACAAAUGGUCAGAUAUUGAUAUCAAUGUUAGAUUCACAUCGUAUAGUACAAUACAAUCAUGAUUUACAGAAGCUUGGUGAAGUUGUGGGACCAUCUGAUGGUAUCAGAAAUCCACAGGCGAUAGUGUUUGACCGGAUCAAUAACAGACUAGUUGUGGCUAUGAAGUAUAAAAACAUGAUCAAAGCUUUUGACUUGAAAUAAAUUUGUAACGUUAAAAUGUUCUUAGUUUAUUGUAUCAUAAGAGGAAAAAAAGGCUUAUCUUCAUUCACUUGAAAGUGUUCACUAUUUAGGGGGAAAGUAUGUAAGCGGCCAAAUAGCUAAGUCGGUAGAGCCGCGGAACGGUAUCCUAAGGGUCCCAGGUUCAAGUACCGUUCAGGCUGCACAUUUUUCUCACCUUGUGACAAUUAUGCUAUCAUGAACUAGAAAAAAACUGUUAACUUAAAAAUCAUUUUGAAUAUACUUUUUAUCAAGUCAUUUAUGUUUCGAAUUAAUUGUAUGACAUAAUAAAUACAUUUAUAGUGCCUUUAUAGUGUUUGAAUUACUUUAGGUUUUAUAACAGCUUCAAAGCUGCAU
Messenger RNA from Ruditapes philippinarum (Manila clam), 2502 nucleotides. RefSeq lists its product as uncharacterized. Bases 640 to 2130 code for a protein of 496 amino acids. The record is from RefSeq and is a predicted model, not a curated record. Lineage: Eukaryota; Metazoa; Mollusca; Bivalvia; Venerida; Veneridae. The transcript has 2 exons. Gene Ontology annotation, molecular function: zinc ion binding.